AGCGCCGACCGGGCUGGAGCCAACGGCCUGGACGCCGACGCCGCGAGCACCGAGCAGCACGGCCGCAGCAGCACCUUGAUCGCGCAGCUCCAUGAGACCGUGAAAAGAAAACUUGAUAGUGCUGCUUCCCCUCAGAAUGGAGAUCAACAGAAUGGGUAUGGGGAUAUGUUUUCUGUGUCCAAGAAAUUACGUCAUGAGGAUCUUGCUGGGGUAAGUGGCUCAUCCAAUGGCAUGCCUCCUUUAUCGCCACUACAUCAACUUGACAAGAAAUCUUCUGGUGGAGAUACCCUACAGGUCAAUGGAAAGCGUUCAAUAGGAUUGGAUAGCAUCAACAAAAAGUGUCCUCCAGAUUCUAACCUUCACAUGAAUGGACGUAGUGAUGCUGAUGAUUCAUUUCCUUUGAGUUUGAACAAAGAGCUCAAGCAAGAGCCAGUAGAUGAUCUUCCUUGUAUGAUUGCUGGAGCAGGCGGUUCUAUAUCUCAGAACAACUUGAUGCCUGAUCUUAAUCUUAAUGAGCAGUAAUGGAAGGAGCUCAUUGAUGAACUUAAUAGAUCAGUGCCUGAUGAAGACAUGAAGGAUCUAUUUAAUGAAGACUUUGAGGAGAAGAAGGAUGCAGAUUCUUCAAAUUCAGCUGCACAAACUCCAUUGCCCCAGGACAUUAACAUAAAGACUGAAUAUUCCCCAGCAGCCUUUGAGCAGGAACAGAUAGGGUCUCCACAAGUCAGAUCCACUUCUUCAGGUUCAGCAUUCAUUGGGGCCUCCUCUAUACCUGUUAGUGCUGCUUCUUCAGCAGUUGGUGGUUCUCAAACUAUGUUCCAGCCUUCCAGUCAGCCAUUGACUGAAAAUCCUAAUCAGUCCAUGAUGCAGGCAUCAAACCCAUCUCAAAAUGUGCAGAGGCCUCUACCCAAUGUAUUGUUAUCUGGACAGGGCACAGGAAAUGCCAAAGAAAUGUCCUCUGCUCACCAACUUCAACAGAUAGCUGCUAAGCAGAAAAGAGAACAGAUGUUGCAGAACCAGCAGCAGGCUUCACAAGUCCACCAAGCCAAUCAGAUGUCCAGCUGGCAGCAGUCUGGACCUUCUCAUAGUCCACUGGGUGUCCCCUACACAAUGGAGAAUCCCACCAGUCCUUCAGUUUACCAACAGGACUUCAGUAACCAGAAACUCAUCAUUCCUGGUAUGGCAAAUAAGAAUUCUCCCAGGACUGGAGGCAAUUACCAUGUGAAUAUGUUGAGUCAUCAGCCAAACAGCCUGAACCAGAAUCCUGUAAAUAGCCAAGGCUCCAUGCUGGACUAUGGCAACACAAAACCUCUUUCACAUUAUAAAGCGGAGUGUGAGCAAGGAGUUACAGUACCUGGCCAGAGCAAGACACCUAUAUUGGCAUAUCUGCAGCAACGCCAACAACAAUCACUGCCUCAUAUGAGUGAAGAACAAAAUGGGAUGUUUGUGAUGAAGCAGAAGCCUGGAAAUAUUGCCUACAGACCUCUAGUACCACACAGUCAGGAUCAAAACCCUUCUCCCAGUGUUCCUCGUGUUCCUGUUUCUGUCCCAGGCCCUGGAGUCAGUACUCAGCCUUCCAGUGUUUCCCUGGCAGGUAACCAUAACAACACAGCCUAUCUCAGCAAUCAGCAGCAAGCAGUGGUAAUGAAGCAACACCAGAUGUUACUGGACCAGCAGAAGCAGCAACAAAAGCAUCUGCUGAUGGAGCAACAGAAGCAGCAGUUCCUAAUAGGACAGAGGCAGCAACAACUCCUUGCUGAACAGGAAAAGCGGCACCAACAAGAGCAGCAGCUGCAGCGGCACCUGACCCGACCACCCCCUCAGUACCAGGAUCAGGCACAGAACCCAUACCAGCAGCAGGUUGGACAGUUCACAGGGUCAUCUCCAUCCAUGACUGGUGUAAGUAACUUGGGACAGUCCAACUCCAGCAGUCCGCGGAUGUUUUCUCAGACCCAGAACAUGAUUCAGAUGGGACCUGGACACAGCUCUGUUCCUUCUUUGCAAUCAGGCUCCAGUCAGCAGGAUCGGGGUGUGACUCAGUACACUAGUAUGCAAAACAUUCAGCGAGGGGGGCUGUACAACAUGACAUCUGGUAUGACACAGAUGAUUUCACACCAUGCAAAUCAAAGUGCCAACGGACAACUACAGAUGCAAAGGCAGCCCAGCUUGGGUCAGGGCACUCCUGUUCCUGCUGGCUAUGGGCAGAGCACCCUGGGAAACCCAGCCAUUUCUCAGCAGCACAAUAAAGGGGCACUGAAUCCAGCCAUGGGCAAGUCACAGAUGGCAAGAGUGCCAGCAGGUAUUGGGGCCCAAAAUCCAUCUUGGCAACACCAAGGUAUGCCUAAUAUGAAUAAUCAGACACAAGGAAACGGUGGCUUAGGGUCAUUUACUGCCAGCUCCACUUUCCACAUGCAGCAAACUCACCUAAAGAUGGCCAGUCAACAGUUUGCUCAAGGGAUACCUCAGGUAAACCUAAGCACCAGCAGAUCAAUGGCCUCCAUGAACUCUGCUGUCUCUGGGCAGAUGUUGUCAUCUUUAGGUGCGCAGCAGAGGACAAACCCGCCUACCCAACAGCAGGUAUCCUCCCAACAAGUCUUGCCUAGCAUGAGCCAGGCCGUUCCAGAUCUGACCGCUUUUGGCCAGAAUGCAAAUCAGCAGCUGCCCAGUAGAGCCACUCUGCACUGUACUCAAGGUUACUCAGUGAGGACAACCAGUCAGGAGCUGCCUUUUGCCUACAGCGGCCAAUCAGGCAAUAAUGGACUGCAGAGCUUGACUGGUGACACAGACCUGAUAGACUCUUUGCUGAAAAACAGGACUUCAGAGGAAUGGAUGAAUGACUUGGAUGAGUUGUUAGGAACUCAUUAAAAUGGGGCUUGGGGGUUUCUACAUCGUUUUUUAAUUUCAUGAAAUAUAAACUACACUUGGACCAAAAACCUGUGGCAUUGAAGAGACUUGCAGGCAAUAGAGGUAAAUGGUUGGGAAAUGGAAUGGGGCUACUUCCCAACAGGCUCUGACUCAGAAUGGUGCACCAAGCAGGUCUGCAAUGACCAUGCUAAUUUUUGUGGCAUCUGAAGAAGAUUGCACAUUUGAACAGGUCAGGCAAAUUGUGUGCAUCCCAAUCAGCCCUUCAGAAAUCUCUUGCUGUGUUUUGAAACUUUACGUUUUUAAUUAUUUAAAAGUAAAUAAAACCC
Molecule: messenger RNA, 3188 nt
Organism: Pelodiscus sinensis (Chinese soft-shelled turtle)
Lineage: Eukaryota; Metazoa; Chordata; Testudines; Trionychidae
Gene: MAML1
Product: mastermind like transcriptional coactivator 1
Biological process (GO): positive regulation of transcription of Notch receptor target; Notch signaling pathway
Cellular component (GO): nucleoplasm; nuclear speck
Molecular function (GO): transcription coactivator activity
Source: RefSeq, a predicted model, not a curated record